Daphnia carinata is the source of this 707-nucleotide messenger RNA. Its product is annotated as histidine-rich glycoprotein-like. The record is from RefSeq and is a predicted model, not a curated record. Lineage: Eukaryota; Metazoa; Arthropoda; Branchiopoda; Diplostraca; Daphniidae. The coding region runs from base 73 to 423 and encodes 116 amino acids. The transcript is spliced from 4 exons.
UUCGACAAGUUGGGGUCGUUGUACUCGGGUCUUACCUGCCGCACUGUUUUUAGGGGCACCUCCUCUCUCAAAAUGAAUAGGUCAUUUUACCUGUUGUGUUUGGUUGCUAUUGCAUUGGCCGUUGACAAUGAGGCAAGUAGUCCCAAACGGGAAUCGCAAGUCGUUCAUGGAGGAUUAAUGGGCGCUCUGCUUGGAAGUGCACUUCCUGGACAACGACACGGUUCUAGGCAUUACAUAGGCCAUCUUCCAUCUUACCAUGGGCAUGGCAGUCACGGUCAUUACGAACACGGGCACGGAUAUGGACACGGGCAUGGACACGGACAUGGGCAUGGCUUUGGCUUCGGUGGCCACCAUGGAGGACACCACAGUGGUGGACACGGACACCACGAGCAUGGACACGGAUAUCAUCAUGGCCAUCAUUGAUGGACAAUUGAUUGAUUGGCCCUAUAUCUGUAGCUUCGUUUCCUUUCCACAUCCGUUUCACAAUCCCGAAUCAAUUUAUCUUUGUUGCACGAUCGUGCAGUCCAUUUCAAUUUCCUUGAUCCGGUUUGUACCGGCCCAGGGACGCCUUACCAGUUCAUGCAUUUAUCUUUCGGCUAUUUUUAGGGCAGGCUAUUUAUAUCUCACUUUCCCAUCUCAAAAGUUGGGGGAUUCAACAUUUGCGGGUUCAUUGAUCCAUCCAAUACACACACUGACCUCAGCACAUA